Messenger RNA from Cylindrotheca closterium, 924 nucleotides. The record is from the annotation of a GenBank genome assembly. Lineage: Eukaryota; Bacillariophyta; Bacillariophyceae; Bacillariales; Bacillariaceae.
AUGAACUCCUUGAUAAUUUGCUUCAUUUCCGUAGCACUAGCUCGCGCCUUUACGCCCAUGAAUGUGUUCAGAAAAUCAACUUCGAGACUCCAAGCAUCCAACUACGACUUCGCGCUUCUCUUUGAUUGUGACGGAGUGAUCCUUGAAACUGAAGAAUUGCAUAGACUUGCAUACAACAAAGCGUUUAAAGACUUUGAUCUCACCAUUGACGAUGAAGCUGUUGAAUGGAGUGUAGAGUAUUACGAUGUGCUUCAAAACAGCAUUGGUGGAGGAAAGCCAAAAAUGUUUUUCCACUUCAAGCAAACAAUGGGUGGGAAAUUCCCCAUGUCCGAUGACAAACCAGCUCCAGAGACUCCCGAAGAGCAACAAGAAUUGAUUGACAGUCUUCAAGAUCAGAAAACUGCGAUAUACCAAAGCCUUGUUGAAGAAAAGGCCAUUCCGCGCCCUGGAGUUGUUCAGUUGAUGGAUGAAGCACUCAACGACCCCAAAAUCGCAGUUGGCGUCUGCUCAGCAUCAACAAAGGAGGCCGCACUGAAAGUUUUAGCUGUGACUCUCGGAGAAGAACGUCAAAAGAAACUCGAUGUUUGUAUUCUUGGAGACGAUGUCAACGAAAAGAAGCCGAGCCCAAUGAUUUACAAUGAAGCCCGCGAAAGAAUUGGCAUCGAAAGCGACCGAUGUGUCGUUAUUGAGGAUAGUAUGGUGGGACUCAGAGCUGCAAAAGCUGCGGGUAUGAAAUGUGUUGUGACGUACACAGCAAGUACGGAAAAUGAAGACUUUUACGCGGCUGGAUGCGAUGCAAAGAUCCCCGAUCUUCUAAGCAGAAAGGUGGGACUUGAUAGUAUUUUUUCUUCGCUACGAGAAGAUGGGCUUGACUCCGAACUGCUUGUGGGUAUCAGGGAUCCAAAACCUUCGGAAUCUAUCUAA